Messenger RNA from Photinus pyralis (common eastern firefly), 1488 nucleotides. It is a transcript of the gene mRF1, whose product is annotated as peptide chain release factor 1-like, mitochondrial. The record is from RefSeq and is a predicted model, not a curated record. Gene Ontology annotation, molecular function: translation release factor activity. The coding region runs from base 162 to 1409 and encodes 415 amino acids. The transcript has a single exon. Gene Ontology annotation, biological process: translational termination. Lineage: Eukaryota; Metazoa; Arthropoda; Insecta; Coleoptera; Lampyridae.
AUCUGUAGAGCAAUUGUAGUUUAAUGGCCCGGUUUUUGAAUGUUUAAAAACAAUAAGUACACGUGCGCCAUCUCCCUGUUAUACGAUACACUUUCAUUCAUACUAAGGAGAAAACCUAACCCAACUUUUUGACUUUUGGAAGCAUAUUAUGUAUUUUACUUAUGUUUGGAAGCGCUCUGGAAUUGAUUUGUGACAUGCUUAUUACUACUCGACGUUGUUGCAAAAGUAUUUCGGCAUGCAUUUUAAACUCCUAUCAGCACUUUAAAAGAUCGAAACAAUUCUACAAUACCUCAUCUAAUUAUGCGGUGAAUUUACAUGUAAACAAUGUUAAUCUUAACAACUACAUCAUUAAACUAAAAAAGGAGUAUGAUGAAUUGAAUUCUGUAACAGCCGCCUUGUUACCAAAGCAAGAGCAACGGCUGGCAGUAUUACAACCUACAAUUACAAUUCUUCAGGUACGUAACGAUGUAAUAGAUAACAUCACGAACCUAACAAGUCUGCUGCAAGACGACGAUCCAGCUAUUCGACUGCUAGCAGAAGAAGAAAAUGAAUCGUUUCGUGAAAAACUGAAGUGUAUUGACGAGGAGCUGUUACAGACUUUGUUACCACUGGAUGAUGAUGAUAAGUGUAACGCCAUUAUAUUAGAAGUAAGUGCAGGUGUAGGAGGUCAAGAAGCAAUGUUGUUUGCAAAGGAACUCUUUAAUACAUAUUGCAAUUUUGCCGAUUACAAGAAUUGGAAUCUAGAAAUUGCGGAAUAUUUAACGACUGACCUAGGAGGUAUCCGACAUGCGAGUGCGUUAAUAAAUGGAGAUAAAGUGUUGCAAUACUUGAAGUAUGAAGCUGGUGUGCAUAGAGUGCAACGUAUUCCUGCUACCGAGAAAGCUGGCCGGAUUCAUACGAGUACCGUUUCCGUUCUUGUACUCCCACAGCCCACCGAGAUUCAAAUUAUAAUCAACCCCAAAGAUCUGCGUAUUGAAACCAAACGAGCUUCUGGAGCGGGCGGUCAACACGUAAACACCACCGACAGUGCAGUAAGAAUAACACAUUUACCCACAGGUCUAAGUACAGAGUGUCAAGUAGAUCGUUCCCAACAUAAAAAUAAAACCAUCGCAUUACAACGAUUACGUGCCCUAUUAUAUGAUAAACAGUUACAAAGUCAGCUAAAUAAAAUGGAGAAUACGAAAAAAAUGCAAGUGCGCUCAAAUUUUCGUAAUGAGAAAAUUAGGACUUACAAUUUUAAUCAAGACAGAAUUAGUGAUCAUAGAUUGCAAGGUUGUAAUAUUCAUAAUUUAAAAGCAUUUUUAUGCGGAGGUGCACUCUUAGAAAACUUAAUUAUCAGACUACAUAAUGCUAUUAGGAUUGAAAUCCUGUUGGAUACAGUUAAGAGAGUAACCGGUUUGGAGACGUGAUUUAAAUUGUGCACAAUAUAACAAUUAAACCGAUAGUUGUAAAUGAGAUGUCCAAAUAUACUUCCCAGUUUAAAUGACA